Molecule: messenger RNA, 771 nt
Organism: Trachymyrmex septentrionalis
Lineage: Eukaryota; Metazoa; Arthropoda; Insecta; Hymenoptera; Formicidae
Gene: Pfdn2
Product: probable prefoldin subunit 2
Exons: 3
Coding region: 1-456 (151 amino acids)
Biological process (GO): protein folding
Cellular component (GO): prefoldin complex; cytoplasm
Molecular function (GO): protein folding chaperone
Source: RefSeq, a predicted model, not a curated record
AUGGCCAGUGAAAAAAAACCGGCGAAGGCGCCGUCAAAAAGAGAGAAAACUGCCGAGGAAAUACUGACGGAGUUCCAGUCGCUCCGAAAUGAGCAGAGAAUGCUGGCAAAUAAACUGUCCGAGAUGGAGAUGGAAUUGAACGAGCACAAAAUUGUUAUCGACACGUUAAAGAAUGUGGAUCCCAAGAGGAAGUGCUUCAGGAUGAUCGGCGGGCUUCUAUGCGAGCGUACGGUAGAAGAGGUGAUGCCUGCUCUGGUAACGAACAAAGAACAGUUGAUGAAAGUGAUAGACGCUUUAAACGACCAGGUGACAAAAAAAGGAAUCGAGAUAAACGAGUACAAGGAAAAACACAACAUCAGAAUCAGAGGGCAGGAUGAUUUGCAGCAACAAGAAGAGGACAACAAUAAUAAAGAAGACAAGAGAAAGGCGAUUGUUGUGAAUCCCAUUGAGAUUUAAGUGCACUAAAUAUAGGUUCUUUUUAAUAUUACAUAUUAAGGCAUAUUGAGAUGUGCGUGAAUUCUAGUUUGGAUAAGUACUUGACUUUUGAGUUCAUUUUUAAAUUAGCUACCAUAUUUAUUUAUUAUACCGUCUUGUAUAUGCCACAUCACUUUGUGAUGUCAUAUCGCUAGACGUUUGUUACACAAGUGUAUUCGACCAAAAAAGAAUAUUUUAAAUUCUUGUAAAAAUUAGGUUUGUACAAUUCUGCAAUUAGGCCUCUCGACUACUUGUAUCUUUGCAUCAAAAGUCAAAUAAUAAUGUAACAUUCAUACA